Gavia stellata (red-throated loon) is the source of this 5179-nucleotide messenger RNA. RefSeq names its product eukaryotic translation initiation factor 3 subunit A (gene EIF3A). Gene Ontology annotation, molecular function: translation initiation factor activity; mRNA binding. The coding region runs from base 26 to 4150 and encodes 1374 amino acids. Gene Ontology annotation, biological process: formation of cytoplasmic translation initiation complex; translation reinitiation. The transcript is spliced from 22 exons. Lineage: Eukaryota; Metazoa; Chordata; Aves; Gaviiformes; Gaviidae. Gene Ontology annotation, cellular component: eukaryotic translation initiation factor 3 complex, eIF3m; multi-eIF complex; eukaryotic translation initiation factor 3 complex, eIF3e. The record is from RefSeq and is a predicted model, not a curated record.
CCUGUGAGGAGAGGCCGCCGCCAUCAUGCCGGUGUACUUCCAGCGGCCCGAGAAUGCCCUGAAGCGGGCGAACGAAUUCCUUGAGGUUGGCAAAAAGCAGCCUGCCCUUGAUGUUCUCUAUGAUGUUAUGAAAAGUAAAAAACACCGAACAUGGCAGAAAAUCCACGAGCCGAUUAUGCUGAAGUACCUGGAACUCUGUGUGGAUCUCCGCAAGAGUCACCUGGCAAAAGAAGGAUUGUACCAGUACAAGAAUAUUUGCCAGCAGGUGAACAUCAAAUCUUUAGAAGAUGUGGUUCGAGCCUAUUUAAAGUUAGCUGAAGAAAAAACAGAAGCAGCUAAGGAAGAAUCCCAGCAGAUGGUACUGGACAUAGAAGACUUAGAUAACAUUCAAACCCCAGAAAGUGUUCUUUUGAGUGCUGUAAGUGGAGAAGACACUCAGGAUCGUACUGACCGACUGCUUUUGACACCCUGGGUUAAAUUUCUAUGGGAAUCGUAUAGGCAAUGUUUGGAUCUUCUCAGAAAUAAUUCUCGAGUGGAACGCCUGUACCAUGAUAUUGCACAGCAAGCUUUUAAGUUCUGCCUGCAGUACACACGUAAAGCUGAGUUCCGUAAACUCUGUGAUAACCUGCGAAUGCAUUUGGGGCAGAUCCAGCGUCAUCAUAACCAAAGCACAGCAAUCAACCUCAACAAUCCUGACAGUCAGUCAAUGCACUUGGAGACCAGGCUUGUGCAACUUGACAGUGCUAUUAGUAUGGAGCUGUGGCAGGAAGCUUUCAAAGCAGUGGAGGAUAUUCAUGGGCUAUUUGCACUGUCUAAGAAACCACCCAAACCACAACUGAUGGCAAAUUACUAUCACAAAGUUUCAACUGUCUUCUGGAAAUCAGGAAACGCUCUUUUUCAUGCAUCCACACUUCACCGACUUUAUCACUUAUCAAGAGAAAUGCGAAAGAAUCUCACACAAGAGGAGAUGCAGAGGAUGUCUACUCGAGUCCUUUUGGCCACUCUGUCAAUUCCUAUAACUCCUGAGAGAACUGAUAUUGCUCGCCUUCUGGAUAUGGAUGGCAUCAUUGUUGAGAAACAGAGACGUCUGGCAACCCUUUUGGGUCUUCAGGCCCCACCUACACGUGGCAGUCUCAUUAAUGAUAUGGUAAGGUUCAACGUAGUGCAAUAUGUUGUUCCAGAAGUGAAAGAACUUUACAAUUGGCUUGAAGUAGACUUUCACCCGCUCAAGUUAUGUAGCCGUGUCAGCAAGGUUCUGAACUGGGUGAAAGACCAAGCUGAAAAGGAACCUGAACUGCAGCUGUAUGUUCCUCACCUGCAAAACAAUACUAUUCUUCGCCUUCUGCAGCAGGUGGCCCAGAUUUAUCAAAGUAUUGAAUUUUCUCGUCUGUCUACCCUCGUUCCUUUUGUUGAUGCUUUCCAGCUGGAACGUAGUAUUGUUGAUGCAGCCAGACAUUGCGACUUACAAGUUCGCCUUGAUCAUACUACCCGGACACUGAGUUUUGGCUCAGAUUUGAAUUACAGUACUAGAGAAGAUGCUCCACUAGGCCCUCAGCUACAGAGCAUGCCUUCUGAGCAAAUUAGAAAUCAAUUGACUGCUAUGUCCUCAGCUCUGGCUAAGGCUCUUGCAGUCAUUAAGCCUCCUCACUUACUGCAAGAGAAGGAAGAACAACAUCAACUGGCAGUCACUGCCUUCCUAAAAAAUUCAAGGAAGGAGCAUCAGCGUAUUCUUGCACGUCGUCAAACUAUAGAGGAAAGAAAAGAGCGCCUUGAAAGUCUAAACAUUCAGCGUGAAAAAGAAGAACUGGAACAACGUGAAGCAGAAUUACAAAAAGUCCGGAAAGCUGAAGAAGAGAGACUGCGCCAGGAGGCAAAGGAAAGAGAGAAGGAGCGUAUCCUGCAGGAGCAUGAACAAAUCAAAAAGAAGACCGUUCGUGAGCGCUUGGAGCAGAUUAAGAAGACUGAACUGGGAGCCAAAGCAUUUAAAGAUAUUGAUAUUGAGGAUCUCGAAGAAUUGGAUCCUGACUUCAUUAUGGCUAAACAAGUUGAACAGCUUGAAAAAGAAAAGAAGGAACUUCAGGAACGUCUGAAGAAUCAGGAGAAAAAGAUUGACUAUUUUGAAAGAGCGAAGCGCUUAGAAGAAAUUCCUUUAAUAAAGACUGCGUAUGAGGAGCAAAGAGUGCAUGAUAUGGAGCUGUGGGAGCAACAGGAAGAAGAAAGGAUCACCACUUUGCAGUUGGAGCGCGAGAAAGCCCUUGAGCAUAAGAACAGACUCUCAAGGAUGUUGGAGGAUAGAGAUUUAUUUGAAGCCAGGCUCAAAGCAUCACGACGAACAGUUUAUGAGGAUAAACUCAAGCAGUUCCAGGAACGGUUAGCAGAAGAGAGGCGUAAUCGUUUGGAGGAACGCAAGAAACAACGCAAAGAAGAGAGGCGCAUUACUUAUUACAGAGAAAAGGAGGAAGAAGAACAAAGAUUACGAGAAGAACAGCUGCUUAAAGAGCGUGAGGAAAAGGAACGCAUUGAGCGUGAGAAACGUGAGCAGGAACAGCGUGAAUACCAGGAACGUGUCAAAAAACUAGAAGAACUGGAGAAGAAAAAACGUCAAAGAGAAAUGGAGAUAGAAGAAAGAGAGCGUCGUCGAGAAGAAGAAAGGAGAGGUCUGGAUGACCCAUUUUCAAGAAAGGAAUCUCGUUGGGGUGAUAGGGAGUCUGAAAGCUCCUGGAGAAGAGGUGGUGAGACAGAAUCUGAAUGGCGACGAGCACCAGUAGAAAGAGAUUGGCGUCGAGGAGAAGCAAGAGACGAUGAAAGACCUUUCCGACGAGGGGAUGAUCUGCCGCGACGAGGGGAUGAUCUGCCACGACGUGGUGCUGCAGAAGAAAAGGAACGUCCUUCUGUGGAAUCAACAGAGGACAGGCCGCCUAGGCGUGAAGGGGAUGAGGACAGGCCACCUAGGCGUGAAGGGGAUGACGACAGGCCGCCCAGACGUGGAUUGGAUGAUGACAGGCCGCCCAGGCGUGGAUUGGAUGAAGAUAGAGGGAGCUGGAGGGCUGCAGAUGACGACAGGGGUCCCAGGCGUGGAAUGGAUGAUGACAGGCCACCCAGACGUGCUUUGGAUGAUGACAGACCACCCAGACGUGCUUUGGAUGAUGACAGGCCACCCAGGCGCGGCUUGGACGAUGACAGAGGCAGUUGGCGUGCAGCAGAUGACGACAGAGGACCCAGGCGUGGGCUGGAUGACGACAGGCCACCCAGACGGGCUUUGGAUGACGACAGGCCACCCAGGCGUGGGCUGGAUGACGACCGGGGCAGCUGGCGUGCCGCAGAUGACGACAGGGGUCCCAGGCGGGGGAUGGAUGACGACAGGGGUCCCAGGCGGGGGAUGGAUGACGACAGGGGUCCCAGGCGCGGGAUGGAUGAUGACAGGAUGUCAAGGCGUGAUGAUGACAGGGGACCAUGGCGUAACGCAGAUGAUGACAGGCUCUCCAGACGAGAUGAUGACAGGGGUCCAUGGCGUAGCGGUGAUGAUUCAAGGCCAGGUCCUUGGAGACCAUUUGGUAAACCAGGGGGGUGGAGAGAACGAGAAAAGGCUCGUGAGGACAGCUGGGGUCCUCCCCGAGACUCCAGACCUCCAGGAGACCGUGAGUGGGAUAGAGACAAAGAUCGUGAUGAAAAUGAAAAGGACCGUGAAUUUGACAGAGAUAGAGAUUUUGAUCGAGAUGAUCGUUUCAGGCGUCCCAGGGAUGAUGCUGGCUGGAGAAGAGGGCCGGCUGAGGAAACUUCUAGCUGGAGAGAUUCAAGUCGUCGUGAAGAAUGGGACAGAGGUGGUCGUGACAUGAGGGAUCGUCGUACUGAUGACAGAGAUCCACCCCUCAGAAGAGGACCACCACUCAGAUCUGACCGUGAAGAACCAAGCUCAUGGCGGCGUGCUGAUGAUAGGAGAGAAGAACGUGGAGAAGAACGUGAAACAGUUCGGCGAUCAGCUCCUGCUCCUGCUGCUCCUCCAGCUUCUGCUCCCCCACCAGCAUCAAAAGAUCGAGAAAGAGAUGGGGAAAAGGAGAAGGGUUCCUGGAAAACAGAAAAGGAGCGCGAGCCCCUUCGCCGUACUAAAAAUGAGACAGAUGAAGAAGGGUGGACCACUGUGCGACGUUAAGUGAAAAUCACAGAGUUUAACCAAUGUUUUAGCUUUGAUUUGAUCGAAUCCAUGGAUUAUAUUUGUGCUUAUAAACAUUCUGAAUUGGAAUUCUUUAACAAAUGUUUUGAGGUAACAUGAAAGCAUGAGCUUGAAUUACUUACUCAUAUAGAUUGAUCAUGCACAAAACUCACAGCAGAAGGUUGGAAAUGGAAUGCCAGUUUUUGAAAUUUCAAAUGAUGCUUAUUUCAUGGGUCAUCUGUUGCUAAAAUAAAAAGAAGCAAACCCAACAGCUGUCUUGAGUAAUGCUUCUAUCUCGCACCAAAACAGGCUGACCUUUCUAUUUUUAGUCUUUCUUAAUUUGGAAUGGGGUAUUAUCGUCACAGAACAUGCAUUUGAAAACACCUCUGUUCACACAGUGGAAUAAUUGAAAGGCAGAGUUAAUCGAUUUCCAUAAUUAGCCAAAAAAUUAGAAAAAAUAUAAAAGCUCUCUUUUACGUAGGUAUCUUUGAGGGCAGGUGGUUUCCGAGAGAUGUAUUUUAUCAUAUCUAAAUUCGGUAAGUUGAAAUACAAUAAAUAUUACGAGCAUUAGCUACACUGGGAUAUUUUCUGUAGAUUUACUUGAAUACACAAUGCCUAUGAGGCCAUUUUGCAGUCAUUGUUCCAGUAAUGUAUACUGCUGCAGUGUACAACCACAAAACUUCAAGCUUUUACAAUUUAAGUGUUUUGGUAAGCAUAUGGCUAUGUAUUUUCUGUUGCCAAUAUCACAACUGCUUUUUGCAUUACUGGGUAAUUCAUGCCUUUCAAGGAUUUAUAAAUAUUGUCAUAUUUAAAAUGUGUGGUUUUGGAGAAAUUGUUGAAUUUUCCCCCAACUCUUUGUCUUCAGGGUCAAUUCUUUCCCUUUCCAAAAAAGUGAUUUGUAGUAAUGGCUGUGUUGGCUUCAAUUUUGGGGUGUGGUAACAACGAUUUAACUAUCUGGUCAUACUGAAGCCAACACAGAACUUGCUGCUGUGUGUUUCUUCAAUGAUAAAUAAACAACUUAAGGAAUUA